CGUUAAUUUUGGCCCUUCUCUCGCCUCUUCCACUCGUUCCAUCUCUCUCUCUCUCUCUCUGCUUCAGCUACGACAAUGUUGAACUACUCACCCACUUCCAUUCACUGCAACAAUGUCCCUUCUCCACCUCCUCUCUGUACUUUCUCUCUUUACACCUCCUUUCUCUCAUCAUCAUCAUCGUCUUCAUCGUCUUCUUCUUCUUCUUCUUCUUCUUCUUCUUCUUCUUCUCUCUCCGUAAUCUCAUCUCCUCUUCCCCAGCAGCAUCUCUUGUCAUUCCAUGUUUCCAAGUACUCCUACUCGAAAUCAACCCUAAAACCUAAGCAGGGAAUGAAAGUGAUGUGUUUGCAAACUGAGCCAUUAAAGGUUAUGAUAUCAGGGGCUCCAGCAUCAGGGAAAGGGACUCAAUGUGAGAUGAUUGUUCAGAAGUUUGGCUUGGUGCAUAUAUCAACUGGAGAUCUUCUAAGGGCUGAAGUAUCAGCUGGGACAGAAAUUGGGAAUAAAGCAAAAGAAUACAUGAGCACGGGUCGUUUGGUUCCUGAUGAAAUUGUGACAACUAUGGUGACAACCCGAUUAUCACAAAAAGAUGUAAAAGAGAAAGGGUGGCUCCUAGAUGGAUACCCACGAAGCUUUGACCAAGCGCAGAGUCUGGAAAAACUGAAGAUCAGACCUGAUAUUUACGUUGUAUUGGAUGUUCUUGAUGAAAUUCUAAUCAACAGAUGUGUUGGUAGAAGGCUGGACCCUGUAACAGGGAAGAUUUACCAUAUAAAAAAUUUCCCUCCAGAGACCGAAGAGAUUAAAGCAAGGCUCAUAACGCGUCCUGAUGACACAGAGGAAAAAGUGAAAUCGCGUCUGCAAAUAUAUAAGCAGAAUGUUGAAGCAAUCAUAUCAACGUACACGGAUAUAUUGAAGAAGGUGUUUGCAUAAUCUAAUCAUCUCAAUAUAUACAUUUUCCUUUUUUUUUUUUUUUUU
Molecule: messenger RNA, 969 nt
Organism: Camellia sinensis
Lineage: Eukaryota; Viridiplantae; Streptophyta; Magnoliopsida; Ericales; Theaceae
Source: RefSeq, a predicted model, not a curated record